AUGGGAGGGGGAGGAUCAAAGGGGCCAAAGACCCCCCUCCAAUGCAUGUUGGAUCAUUUUAAGGAAUUUAAAGUGUAUACUCAGGAGGAAGGGCUGCAGAAAUUUAAACUACGGAAUUUGUGUGAAACGGAUUGGCCACAGUACCCUCUUUCCCGCCCAUGGCCCCCUGAGGGGACAAGUGAUCCCAAACUGGCCUUGGAGGCAUUAAUAUAUGCAGACCGGGUCCAUCCAGACCAGUGGAAGUAUCUUGAUGCUUGGGGAGCGGUUUUGGAGAAACAGCCUGGGUGGUUGAAGGAAUGCAAGUGCAUGAAUGUUGGUGCCAUAGUGGAUGAAAGGAACAAAGGCACCGGCACGAUUAGUGUCCGGCGGGUAUUUGGAGCACCAAGGGAAAAGAAACUGGAAGGGAGAGUUAACCCCUAUCCGGACUCGGGAAAUCCAGCUGAUGAGCCGCAGCCGGUUCCCCCAUACACCCCCGCCUUCUAUCCCCCGUUGCCGCCUCAACUUGGUCUAGGUGCGAUUGGAGGAGCUGGCCCCGCUACGGCCCCACCUUUGCAGGGGCCUGAGGUGGAUUCCAGUCUUGAACCGUACCUACCCCCAAAGGAGGAAUUUGAACAAAUGUCCCUAGAGGAACAAAAUCGGAGGCUUACUAGGGCAAUGAAAAAAGCAAAGGAGGCAAGGAAGCAAGAGGCUGGGCAGGAGGAGGGGCUGCGGGAAGCCGAGGCACUGUGCCCUGUUAGGGAGGUGCCUCAGCUUGUUCCUGUAGCACCGGAUGAAGAUGGAACACCAAAGUUUGAGACUCGGGUGGUGUAUCAGCAUGUGCCAUUCACUAGCUCGGAUCUUCUGAACUGGAAGGCAUCUCGACCUUCCUGGACAGAGGACCCGAGGGGAAUGGCAAGUCUAGUGGAAGGCAUUGUUCAGACCCAUAAUCCCAGUUGGGUAGAUUUGAAACAAUUAAUAGAAAUGUUGCUAACAGCUGAGGAGCGUGUGUUGAUGACACAAGUAGGGAAGCAGGAAGCUUUGAAAGAGCAUGCAAGCACACACAGUCAGCAAGCAGCAGAUGUAUACCAGGAAGCGGUAUUCCCAGUAGGGCGAGAUCCCCGCUGGGACCCUAAUGUGCCGGAAAACAAGGAUUCUUUGAAGUUGUACCAGCAGUUGAUUGUUCGUGCCUUGAGAAAGGGAUCCCCACGGAUCCCUAACGUAAGGAAAAUUUAUGAGAUGGAACAGGAGAAAGAUGAGAGCCCAGCAGCGUUUUUGGAAAGGUUGAGGGAGGCUUUUAUGAAGUACUCUCCGUAUGAUAUGGAAGAUCAGGAUGAUAAGGCUGAAGGGAAAGUGGUGUUGAAGAGUGCCUUCAUCAGUCAGUGUGCACCAGACAUUCGGAGAAAGCUUCAGAAGAGCCCUGGGCUGGUACACAUGACUUUGGAAAGGGUGAUGGAGGUGGCUAGCCAGACCUACAUGUCCCGUGAGGCUGUGCAGGCCAAGCAGGAGGAGGCAAAGGUGUGUCGGAGAGCAAAGUUGGUUGCAGCUGUGUUUCAAGGAGAAGGGCCCAGUGGGCCAGGAUGGAAAGGGAGAGGACAAGGCCAGGACAGACCGGCUCCGAGGCCCCGGGGAAGACAUGGGAUGGUUCGGAUUGGUCCGGGGGAGCCUUUGGUCUGUAUGGAAGUUGGAAACCAAUCUGUUGAGUUUAUGCUUGAUUCCGGGGCCUCAAAGUCAGUGGUGAACACGGUUGUGUCUCACCCUACUAGUGAAAAUGUAAAUAUCGUAGGAGCCACGGGGAGGCGAAGAGCCUGCCCCCUAUUGGCAGAAAGGGAGUGUUCAUUGGGAGGGCACCGGGUUCGGCAUAAGUUCAUCUAUAUGCCAGAAUGCCCAGUGCCUCUCCUGGGUAGAGACGUUUUGUGUAAAAUGAGAGCAGCAUUGCUUUUUGAGAAGGACGGAUCUCUGUUGGCAGGGUUUAGAGAAGGACAGAAUGGGCAGGAAUUGGAUAGGCGUUUGCAAAUGGCUUUGGAACUACCAGUGGAGGAGGAGUGGAGAUUGUACACGGUAAUAGAGGAAAGAACCGAUUGGGAGGCUUUUGGUGUCCCAAAGGUAUGGGCUGAAGAUAACCCUCCAGGAUUGGCAAAAGAUGUUCCACCAGUGGUGAUUGAGUUAAAGCCCUUUGCCAAUCCGGCUGUAGUCCAUCAGUAUCGUCUCCCUCGGGCGGCGGUGGUUGGAAUUGCAGCCUAUUUGGAGAAGUUGGAAAAAUAUGGUAUUCUGGUUCCUUGCCAGUCGCCAUGGAACACACCCCUCUUGCCAAUCCAGAAGCCGGAUGGAACUUACCGGCCUGUACAAGACUUACGGGCAGUUAAUAAGUUGGUGAUUCCUCUUCACCCGGUGGUCCCAAAUCCCUACACCCUGCUGAGCCUGAUUCCACCUCACCACCAGUGGUUCACGGUCCUGGAUCUUAAGGAUGUUUUUUGCAUCCGCUUGGCUAAGAAGAGCCAGGAGAUCUUUGCUUUUCAAAGAGAAGAUCCAGAGACGGGACACAAGGGCCAGAUGACGUGGGCCAGACUUCCGCAGGGAUUUUGCAACUCACCAACGAUUUUUGGGCAAGCUUUGGCUCAGGACUUGUUGCCUUUAGUCAAAAAUGACAAGGGAUGGACUAUUUUGCAGUAUGUGGAUGACAUACUUUUGGGAACAGAUACUAGAGAACAGUGUCUAGAAGGAACUCAGGCUCUGUUACAGUUCUUGGCAGAGAAAGGUUACAAGGUUUCUAAGAAGAAGGCUCAAUUGGUACAGCGAGAGGUUAAGUAUUUAGGUUUUCGGCUGGCUCAAGGUUUCCGGAGGUUGGAGGUGGAACGUAAAGAGGCCAUCUGUUCCAUCCCCACCCCCCAGACGAAGAAACAGAUUAGGGAAUUCUUGGGGGCGGCGGGGUUCUGUCGCAUAUGGGUUCCAAAUUUCGGACUAUAUGCUAAACCCCUCCACGAGGCUACAAAAGGGAAAUCAGGAGACCCAUUGGUGUGGGGUCCAGAGCAGCAACUUGCAUUUGAAGACCUCAAGAAAGCUUUGAUGUCGGCCCCCGCUUUGGGGCUACCUGAUUUGGAGAAGAUCUUUUACUUAUAUGUAGGAGAAAGAAAGGGAGUGGCAGUUGGAGUGUUGACUCAACUUGUAGGGAGCUGGCCUCGACCAGUGGCUUAUUUGUCGAAGCAACUGGACAAUGUGGCUUGUGGAUGGCCCCCAUGCUUAAGGGCUGUGGCAGCCGCUGCAGUCCUUGUGGAAGAAGCAAAUAAAUUGACUUUGGGACAGCCCAUCAUCUUGAAGUGCCCCCAUGCUGUAGUAACCUUGAUGGAACAUAGGGGGCACCAUUGGCUCACAAACAGCCGAAUGUUAAAAUAUGAAAGCAUGUUGGUGGACAAUCCUCAGGUCACCUUGUCUGUGUGUGCAACUUUAAACCCAGCUACCCUUCUACCGGUGGAAGAAGGAACCUUGAUGCAGCACGAUUGUUUGGAGGUGAUGGAUGAGGUCUACUCAAGUAGGCCAGAUCUCAAAGAUGUACCUUUUCAGACCCCUGAGUGGGUGCUUUUCACAGAUGGUAGCAGUGUGGUGAUUGCAGGACAACGAAAAGCAGGGUAUGCUGUGGUGACAGGGGAUGGGAAGACCUUGGAGGCAAAGGGGUUGCCCCCAGGGACCUCCGCCCAGAAGGCUGAGCUUAUUGCUCUCACCAGGGCUCUACAAUUGGCAAAGGGAAAGAAAGUCAAUAUUUACACUGACUCAAAAUAUGCUUUCACUACCCUGCACGCCCACGGUGCCAUAUACAAAGAAAGGGGUUUGUUAACCUCAGCAGGACAACAGAUUAAGAAUGCUAGUGAAAUUCUACAGCUUUUGGAAGCAGUAUGGGAACCAAAGGAAGUAGCCGUAAUGCAUUGUAAGGGACAUCAGUACGGUGAGGACCAAGUGACUCAAGGGAAUCGGCUGGCUGACCAACAAGCCAGAAGAGUGGCUGAGUGUAGUGCACCGGAGGAGACAGUGUUGCAAUUAGAUGUCACACCAGUGAUAGGGACCAUGACCUACUCUGCAGAGGAAAAGGAGUGGGCUUUGAAUGAGGGAGCGAGGUGGAAGGACGGAAUUCUUUUAUUACCCAAUAGCAAGGGUGUGAAACCGUGGGUGCACUAUACCCGCAUCAAGAAGGACUAUACUGCUAAGGACCCAGACUUUUGGCAAGUAAACCUGAAUCCGGACAAUCCACUAAAAUUCACUCUCAACAAAGUUAAGGGACAGGCUAAGGGCUACCCUGAAGAGGAGGGGGAUCCAGCUUCAUAG
Anolis sagrei ordinatus is the source of this 4293-nucleotide messenger RNA. NCBI's taxonomy places the organism in Eukaryota, Metazoa, Chordata, Lepidosauria, Squamata, Anolidae. The record is from RefSeq and is a predicted model, not a curated record.